AUGUCAUCAACAAGGAGAACAUCAUCAUUGUCAUCAACAACUACAACAACAACAACUAAUGAGGAACAGUUUUGGCGACAACGCGCGCAAAUCUUGCGCAAUUUGAGCCGCUGUUCAUCUUCAGACGUUUCUAAACUCGUGAGCCGGUUAUUUUUUGUCGUUUUUGGAAACGGGGAGGAUGGAGGAAGUAGCUGUGGGUUCGUGCACGUGAAGGAUACCGAAGAGGAGAUUGAGAACGUGAGGAGAUGUUUCCAACGGACGAUGAGGAGACACGAGAGCGUGCGAGAAGUGGAGAUGGAUUUGUUGAAACGGAGAGAGAUUGAGAGUACGAAUGGAAAGAGAUAUGAGAAGGAGAGCAAAACGACGAGGUUGUUGGAGGAGAUUUUCAACGAGAACAACAAAGUUGAUGAUGUUUCCACCACUCAAAAGAGCUCAAAGGAGACGAAACAGACGAAGAAAACGAAGAAGAAAGAAGACCCGUUGUCGCCGGAGAUGUCUCUGUCGCCAGACGUCAUCGCGGACGAGAACGAUGCGAAUAAGAGAAAAGUGCGACGACGAACGCCUGGCGGUGAAAAACCAUCGAGGUCGCCGUUAUCGAACGUGAACGAAAGCGGUAUUCGCUACCACCGAGAGGUCUCUCUCGGAAAACCGCCGAGAGGAAACGUGAAACGGGCGAGGACGACGGACGAUCCUUUCCCAGUAGUUCAUAGCAAAGAAAGCAACGAAUCCAGAAAAUCGUACGUGUGCCCGUUUGAGUCGUCGUUUGGAUGA
Messenger RNA from Bathycoccus prasinos, 771 nucleotides. RefSeq lists its product with no specific name. The record is from RefSeq and is a predicted model, not a curated record. The transcript has a single exon. Bases 1 to 771 code for a protein of 256 amino acids. NCBI's taxonomy places the organism in Eukaryota, Viridiplantae, Chlorophyta, Mamiellophyceae, Mamiellales, Bathycoccaceae.